Molecule: messenger RNA, 1156 nt
Organism: Cololabis saira (Pacific saury)
Lineage: Eukaryota; Metazoa; Chordata; Actinopteri; Beloniformes; Belonidae
Product: transcription factor 23-like
Exons: 4
Coding region: 1-501 (166 amino acids)
Biological process (GO): regulation of transcription by RNA polymerase II; developmental process
Molecular function (GO): protein dimerization activity; DNA-binding transcription factor activity, RNA polymerase II-specific; RNA polymerase II transcription regulatory region sequence-specific DNA binding
Source: RefSeq, a predicted model, not a curated record
AUGUCAGUGGCAGGACUAGGACUGCAGAGGCAGCCGGCCCCGGGGACCGGCGGCCCAGAUCCCCUGCAUCCUCACACGCUGGCCGUCCACCGCACCGGCCGGGAGUCCAAGUGGGUCAGCGCACUGAGGAAUCAGCACUCGCCAGAAAACGCUGCUCGCGAGAGAAGUCGUGUACGCAGUCUGCGGCAGGCCUUCCACAGCUUACAGGCAGCUUUACCUUCAGUCCCGCGAGACACCAAGCUCUCCAAGCUGGAUGUUCUGGUUCUGGCUACUAACUACAUAGCUUACCUGACAGAGAUCCUGGACCAGGGGGGGAGCGUGGCUGAGCAGAUUCUACCCUCCAGGCCCGGUGGAUACCUGCAUCCUGUUAAGAAGUGGCCCAUGCGUUCACUGCUCUACUGUGGAAACGUGGGAGAUGUUCUGUCAGCCAGUCACAGGCCUCCGCCGGGAUGGAACGAGAGACGCACCCUGACCCCUCCAGCAGCAGCAGACGACAAGUGAGAGGAGAACCGGUGACUUAACUCUCAGCCCUGUCCUGAUCUCCAGUGCGACGCCACGUCACUGCUGAUGGCAGCGGACAUUUCACAGAGUGUGAGAUUCAUAACACGGCUUUAUAAAUGGCUGGUGCACAGUUACUGAAGUUACUGAAGUUACACAUUUCUGGCAAAGCUAUUGUCUUAAUAUUAUGGGUUGUAAUUAACACAAUGAUUUGUAUUUAUUUUUUAAAAAUCCACAAAUGCUUGUGCUCUUAGUAACCUACAUUUCCAAGUUAAAAGACAAAAUGAUCUAAAUAUUAUCGUAGCCAUUAUUUGAUGGUUACUUGAGUUAGUUAAUGGGAUUUAAAAGACAAUAGGCAUUUUUACUGUACUUAGUAGAGAUAAACAUGCAUACAUGCACAGAUUCAUGUACAUUGGUUAAAGCACUCAUACACAGAGUCAAAUUAAUUUAACAUACUGUAUAUGCUUGCUGAGUAUGAUUCAUCUUUAUCUAAGCAAUAGAUAGCAAGCUGUCAGGGGGGAUUUAAUAUGAGGAAAUAAAAACGCUGCUUGACUAAUUAUACCACAAAUCACAACAUGAGGGAACAGUGUGUAACCUAUUACUUUGAUUUAAAACAUUUAAAGUCAUUUUCUCUCUUUUUUUUAAGUUAUGUUCACAA